Messenger RNA from Morus notabilis, 1035 nucleotides. Its product is annotated as putative H/ACA ribonucleoprotein complex subunit 1-like protein 1. The transcript is spliced from 4 exons. Gene Ontology annotation, cellular component: box H/ACA snoRNP complex. Bases 187 to 783 code for a protein of 198 amino acids. Gene Ontology annotation, biological process: snoRNA guided rRNA pseudouridine synthesis; ribosome biogenesis. Gene Ontology annotation, molecular function: box H/ACA snoRNA binding. Lineage: Eukaryota; Viridiplantae; Streptophyta; Magnoliopsida; Rosales; Moraceae. The record is from RefSeq and is a predicted model, not a curated record.
UACGUAACAAACACACCCACACAGGAAUGAUGAAAAGGAGAGGGACCAUUUAGUCAUUUUGCGUAAACGGGUGAACAAGAAGAAAACCCUAACGUUAAGCAUCUUAAACCCUACACCCCAACUUGGCCAUCGCCAAAAACCAUCCUCACUACACAACUCUCUCUCCCGACUCUUAAACCAACAAUCAUGCGAGCCCCCAGAGGCGGAGGUUUUCGUGGUGGACGCGGAGGCGGCGGCUUUAGCGGAGGCGGCGGCUUUAGCGGCGGCGGCUUUAGAGGCGGCGGUCGUGGAGGCCGUGGUGGACGUAGCGGUGGGUUUCGCGAUGAGGGACCUCCCGAAGAAGUUGUCGAGGUUUCGUCCUUCCUUCAUGCCUGCGAGGGUGAUGCGGUAACAAAGCUCACAAAUGAGAAGAUACCCUUUUUUAAUGCGCCAAUCUAUCUGCAGAACAAGACCCAGAUAGGGAAAGUCGAUGAAAUCUUUGGCCCCAUCAAUGAGUCUUAUUUUUCAGUUAAAAUGAUGGAAGGCAUUGUGGCAACUUCUUAUUUGGCGGGUGACAAGUUCUAUAUCGACCCAGCUAAGCUUUUACCACUUGCGAGAUUUCUUUCGCAGCCAAAGGGGCAAGGUGCUUCUCGAGGCGGAGGUCGUGGUGGAGGCAGAGGUGGUGGUGCUGGUCGCGGCGGUGGAGGUUUUCGUGGCAGGGGCGGUUCAAGGGGAGGCAGAGGUGGCCCAUCCAGAGGUCGUGGCCGUGGUGGUGGCUUUAGGGGCAGAGGAGGGAGAUUUUAGAACAACUUUGUGUAAUUUUUCUAGUGCUCUUCUCUUGUUGUGUUGUCAUUUAAGGAUGCAAAGAGCUCACUACAAUAGAAUACCUUAUUUUGAUCUGAAUAUUCGCAAGUUGUUCGUCACUUGAGUAGUUGGUUCUCGCUGCAUUGUAAUUUUUGUCUCAAAUUCAGUUUGGACCCUUAACGGAGUUGCAUUUUAAUAGUUUUCAGUACCUUUUAAUGCGUGUUAUGGGAAUAAUCUAUGCGUGAGACAGAA